This is a messenger RNA of Diabrotica balteata, 3714 nucleotides long. The record is from the annotation of a GenBank genome assembly. Lineage: Eukaryota; Metazoa; Arthropoda; Insecta; Coleoptera; Chrysomelidae.
AUGGAACGCCCAUUUAAGAAAUUCCGAUUUGCCAUCGACAGGGGAGGUACAUUCACAGAUGUCUUCGCUAAAUGCCCUAGCGGAAAAAUCAGAGUUCUGAAAUUGCUCUCAGAGGAUCCUCAACAUUACAAGGAUGCUCCAACGGAAGGAAUCAGGCGUAUAUUACACGAGGAAACUGGUCAUGCUCUGGAUAGCGAAGGCAAUGUAGACAGUUCCCUAAUAGAAUGGAUUAGAAUGGGGACUACUGUUGCCACCAAUGCACUUUUAGAGAGAAAAGGAGAAAAAAUGGCAUUCAUUAUCAACAAGGGUUACAAGGAUUUACUUCUAAUUGGAAAUCAAGCUAGACCAAAAAUAUUUGAUCUGAAUAUCAGGCGACCACAAAUUCUCUAUUCAGCCGUAGUAGAAGUAGACUGCCGAGUAAUACCCAUGUUGGAAGGAAAAUGUAAACUUGAGCCUCAAUAUACUAGUAAUUGGAGGAUUGUUGAGGGAAAGACAGGAGAGAAGUUUUAUGUUACAAAAGAGCUCGAUAAAGAUGAAGUAAAGCAAAGCUUAAUAAAACUUAAAGAAAACGGCAUUGAAAGCAUAUCCGUAGCCAUGUUACAUAGUUAUACAGUGUACGAGCAGGAAUUGGAAAUAGGAAAAAUUGCGAAUGAAAUAGGUUUUAAGCAUGUUUCUCUUUCACAUCAAGUAAUUUCGAUGGUAAGAAUAGUUCCAAGGGGAUUUACUUCUUGUGCGGAUGGAUAUCUCACGCCACACGUUAAAAAAUACGUUAAGGGCUUUUCCGAAGGUUUUAAAAACAAAUUAAAAGGUACCAGGGUUUUAUUCAUGCAAAGUGAUGGCGGCUUGACUCCAAUGCACAACUUCAACGGUGCUCGUGCAAUUUUAUCCGGGCCUGCUGGUGGGGUUGUAGGAUACGCAGUUACCACUUGGCAAAAAGAAACUGAUUUACCUGUCAUUGGUUUUGAUAUGGGAGGUACUUCAACUGAUGUUUCACGAUUUGCAGGAAUUUACGAACACGUAUAUGAAAGUACUACUGCGGGAGUAACAAUACAGGCGCCUCAACUUGAUGUAAACACUGUCGCCGCAGGAGGAGGAUCGAUGCUUUUCUUUAGAUCAGGUAUGUUCGUCGUGGGUCCAGAAUCAGCAGGUGCUCAUCCAGGACCAGUAUGCUAUAAAAAAGGUGGACCUUUAACUGUAACGGAUGCAAAUCUUGCCUUAGGAAGGUUGUUACCAGAAUAUUUUCCUAAUAUUUUUGGACCUACUGAAGACUCCCCUCUAGAUAAAGAACAAACUGUUACAGAAUUUUUAAAGUUAGCAAACGAUAUUAAUGAGUUUCUUCAAAAAGAUAAUAAGAAGAAGGACAGCAUGUCUAUUGAAGAAGUGGCAAUGGGAUUUGUCAGAGUAGCUAAUGAAGCUAUGUGUAGACCUAUUAGAGCUUUAACUCAAGCUAAAGGUUAUGAUACUGCACGUCAUGCUUUAGCUUGCUUUGGAGGAGCUGGUGGUCAACACGCUUGUGCUAUUGCGAGAUCUCUCGGAAUGUCAACCGUUUUUGUACACAAAUAUGCAGGUAUUCUUUCUGCAUACGGCAUAGCUUUAGCCGAUGUAGUUCAUGAAGCUCAAGAACCAAGUGCGAAGGCUUAUGUUUCAGAAAAUUUUGCAUAUUUUGAUGAACGACUCACUGCUUUAGGUGUGCAGUGUAAAUCGGAAUUAAUUAAACAAGGGUUCGAUGAUACACAUAUAAUAUUGGAACCUUACCUUCAUAUGCGAUACGAGGGUACAGAUUGUGCUUUGAUGUGUGCUCCUAUUAACUCUGAAAACAAUAGCACUCAGCACGGAGACUUUUUAAAAAGUUUUACAGAUAGAUAUAAUCUUGAAUUUGGUUUUGUAAUUCAAGAUAGAGAGGUUAUUAUAGAUGAUAUUAGGGUGAGAGGUAUUGGUAGAAGUGAUUUAGAUGAAGAGACACUAAUUGAAGCAUUGACCGAUGUCCCCAAACCUAAAUCAGUCACAAAAGUUUACUUUGAAGAUGGUUUUCACGAUACUAAUGUUUUUCUCCUUAAAGACUUAAAAGCUCAACAAACUUUACAAGGUCCUGCUAUAAUUAUGGAUCAGUUAAGCACAAUUCUGUUAGAACCAGACUGCAGUGCUGUUAUAACAAAAUAUGGCGACAUCAAAAUUACUAUUGGUUCUGGAAUUGUAAAAUCUAUAGGUCCAGAAUUGGACUCAAUACAAUUGAGUAUUUUUAGCCAUAGGUUUAUGAGCAUAGCGGAGCAAAUGGGAAGAAUUCUGCAACGUACAUCCAUAUCUACAAAUAUAAAGGAAAGGUUAGAUUUUUCUUGUGCUGUCUUUGGAGCUGACGGAGGUUUGGUGUCCAACGCACCGCAUAUACCAGUACAUCUAGGUGCUAUGCAAGAGGCUGUACAGUACCAGAUGAAGGUUAGAAAAUCAUUCAAUGAGGGCGAUGUCAUUCUUUCCAACCAUCCAUCUGCUGGAGGUUCCCAUUUACCGGACUUUACGGUUAUUACUCCUGUAUUUUAUAGGCAAAGUGUAAAACCAGUUUUCUUCGUUGCCAGCAGAGGUCAUCACGCAGACAUAGGAGGUAUAACUCCAGGUUCUAUGCCACCGCAUUCUACUAGUUUGGAUGAGGAAGGAGCUGCUUUUAAAUCGUUUCUUUUAGUCGAAAGUGGCAAAUUUCAAGAAGAAGAAUUUAUCAAAUCAAUUAAGGCAGCAGGUGGAAGAAAUUUAUCAGAUAAUAUAUCUGAUGUAAGAGCGCAAGUAGCAGCCAAUAAGAAAGGUAUUGAUUUGGUGUGCGAACUUAUUGACCAAUAUGGUUUAGACGUUGUUCAAGCAUAUAUGGGUCACAUUCAAAACAACGCGGAGGUAGCUGUAAGAGAUAUGUUGAAACAAGUUGCUAAAGAAGCAAAGUCAAGAAUUGGCAAAUCCCAAUUAGAGGCAGAAGACUUUAUGGAUGACGGUUCAAAAAUCAAACUUACAGUUUUGUUAGAUGAAGAAAAGGGAUCGGCCUACUGCGAUUUUACAGGCACGGGUUCGGAAGUGUGGGGCAACUGCAAUGCUCCCAAAGCAAUAACUCUAUCGGCACUAAUUUAUUGCUUGAGAUGUAUGGUCGGUCAUGAUGUGCCGCUGAACCAGGGAUGCCUUGCUCCAGUAAAAAUAAACAUUCCAAAAGGUUCUAUUCUCGAUCCAAGUGAUAAUGCUGCAGUGGUCGGUGGAAACGUGUUAACCUCUCAACGGAUAGUCGAUGUUGUUCUUAAGGCAUUCAGAGUUUGUGCAGCUUCGCAAGGAUGCAUGAACAACAUUACGUUUGGAGAUGAAACUUGGGGUUGUUAUGAGACAGUAGCGGGAGGCAGCGGCGCAGGUCCAACUUGGAAUGGUUGUUCAGGUGUGCAUACCCAUAUGACUAAUACAAGAAUAACAGACAUAGAAAUAUUGGAAAGACGAUGUCCAGUGCAUGUACGUACGUUUAUGUUACGACCAAACACAGGAGGAAAAGGCAAGUUUUAUGGUGGUGAUGGAGUACUGAGGGAACUGAUGUUUAGAUCGUCUCUUACGUUAUCAGUUUUAACUGAGAGAAGAGUUCUGCAACCUUAUGGAAUGAACGGUGGUGAGCCCGGUAGUCGUGGUCUUAAUCUGUUAGUAAGAAAUGAUGGUCGCACCAUUAAUCUUGGACCAAAAACUUCAGUAGCUGUUAUGCCUGGG